CUGCGGAAGACAUUUUUGUAGUUUUUAAAAUAACUAUCGUCGAGUACGAGGAAGAAAUCGAUCGUCAGCGCAGACUGCGGGAUAUAGAUUUGAAACCUCAAAUCAACUUUCACAGAACAGAUGUUCCACAGCAACAUGUGUGUAAGGAGGAGGAGGAGGUUUUGGUCGACCAGCAGCUCUGUAAUCAGGAGAGGAACUCCAGUCCAGACCAAGAGGAGCCAGAGCCUCCACAGAUUGAAGAGGAGCAGGAGGAACACUGCAGCAGUCAGGAGGGAGAGCAGCUCGUACUGAAGGAGACUGACACAUCCAUGUUGACUCUUACUCAUGAGGAGAGAGACCACAGUGAAGCACAACUGCUAAAUGAACAUCAGCCCAUUUCUAACAGCUCUCAUGAUGCUGAAGAUCAAGAUCCCACAGGAAGUGAGCACAUCAACAAGGGACUAACUUCUGCUGAAGACAAAUUUGUAGUUUCAAAAAAUACUAACGUCGCGUAUGAGGGAGGGAUCGAUUGGAAGAGCAGACUGCUGGAUAUCGUUUGGAAACCUCACAUCUACCUAAACAGAAUAGAUGUUCCACAGCAACAUGUGUGUAAGGAGGAGGAGGAGGUUCUGGUCAACCAGCAGCUCUGUAAUCAGGAGAGGAACUCCAGUCCAGACCAAGAGGAGCCAGAGCCUCCACAGAUUGAAGAGGAGCAGGAGGAACACUGCAGCAGUCAGGAGGGAGAGCAGCUCGUACUGAAGGAGACUGACACAUCCAUGUUGACUCUUACUCAUGAGGAGAGAGACCACAGUGAAGCACAACUACUAAAUGAACAUCAGCCCAUUUCUAACAGCUCUCAUGAUGCUGAAGAGCAAGAUCCAAAAGGAAGCGAGCUCGGAGACUCAGAAUCAACUAGAAAUUCAGAACCAAAGAAAAAGCUUCCCAAAAGAAGAAUUCAGAACACUAAAACAUCAGACACUCACUGUAAUCUGAAUGUAAUGAAAAGUCUUUUAAAUGUGACACGUGCGGCAAAUCUUUUAAGAUAAAGUCAGAAUUCGCAUGUCCACAGAGGUAGGAAGACCCAUACUUGCAAUACUUGUGGGAAAAUAUGCGGUUCAAAAUCAAUACUGAUAAUUCAUAAAUAAACUCACACAGGUGAGAGGCCUUAGUCCUGCAGCAUCUGCGAUAAAAGAUUCAUCUGCCAGAGCACAUUGAAUCGUCACAACACGAUUCAUAAAGGUGAAAAGCUGUUUACCUGCACAACAUGCAGCAAAUCAUUCAGAUCAAAGGGUAUUUUGACAAUCCACAUUAGAACACACACAGGUGAGAAGCCGUUUACCUGCACAACAUGCAACAAAACUUUCAGAACAAAAAGUCAUUUAACAGCCCACACUAGAAUACACACAGGUGAGAAGCCGUUUACCUGCACGACAUGCAACAAAACUUUCAGAACAAAAAGUCAUUUAACAGCCCACACUAGAAUACACACAGGUGAGAAGCCGUUUACCUGCAAAACAUUUGGGAAAAAUUUCACUCAGAAAUUGUCCUUAAGUUCACACAUUCACAUUCACACAGGUGAGAGGCUGUUUACCUGCACAACAUGCAACAAAACUUUUGUAACAAAAGAUCAUUUAAUAGCCCACAUAUAGGAAAAGAUUUACGAUGCUAGCAACUUUGAAUCGUCACAUUCGCUCUCAUACAGGUGAAAAGGAGUACACCUGUGGUACCUGUGGGUCAUCAUUCAGCAGGAGAGGUUAUUUGAAUAAUCACAUUGAACAAAUUCAUUCAAGUAAAAAGCCGUUUACCUGCACAACAUGUAGCAAAUUUUUUAGAUUUAAAAAAAAGUUUGAUAGUCCACAUGCAUGGACACAGGUGGGAGGCCGUUUACCUGCACAACAUGCAGCAAAUCUUUCACAUUAAACAGAACUUUCACAACCCACAUGAAAAUACAGACAGGUGAGAGGCCUUUCUCCUGUAGCAUCUGCAAUAACAGUUUCAUUUGCAAAUCAGUAUUGAAUUGGCACUACUCGAUUCAUGACGGGGAACAGCUGUUUACCUGCACAACAUGCAACAAGUCUUUCAGAUUUAAAAGUAAUUUAACAGGACACAUGAGAACACACACAGGGGAGAAGCCUUACUCCUGAAGCACCUGUGGGAAAGGAUUUGCGCUGCAGUCAACUUUGACUCGUCACAUUCACUCUCAUACAGGUGAAAAGCCAUCCACUUGUGGUACAUGAAAAGUCGUUUAAAUAAGCACAUAGAAAUUCAUGAAGGUUAAAAUGGUUUACCUGCACAACGUGCAGCGGGUCAAAGUUUGUGGUGACCUGACGGUUCACAUGAGAAGGUCUCGCACAGGUGAGAUGCCGUACCUUUGUAAGUUCUGGAAAGAUUCUUUGAUUCUUUUUUUUGAUCAGAUGAAACCACAUGCAGAUAAGAAGUUAUGAGUAUGCAGAUGUGAUUUGGUUCAAGUGAUGGCUCUGAAUCAACACUGAGGAUUUCUGUUCAUCAGACCUGCAGAUGCCCAUGACUGACAAUCAAUAAAUUGCAUAUUGUAACUUUUGAUGUAAGUUGCCUAAUCACAGUUUAGCUUAUUUUAAGAAAAGUUACCGAGUUAACCCUUGUUUUUAAAGUACCGUUUCUUUUGAUUUAUAAGAUUUAUUUUUGGGGCGUUUAGCUUUUAUUUGAAAGGACAGUGUGUUGAGUAGGAAACCCAGUCAUCACAGAGUGGUGAUUGACAUUCGUGAAAGGAGCCACAGGUCUGACCCUCACCCAGGACACCCACUUGGAGUAUUAUAUCACCCAUACAUUUGGCACCCUGCAUUGUAUUGUUUUUAAUUGUAAAGAAAUAUAAAUCAAUAAAAUCAUUACACAAUCAA
Messenger RNA from Labrus bergylta (ballan wrasse), 2855 nucleotides. RefSeq names its product gastrula zinc finger protein XlCGF57.1-like. Gene Ontology annotation, molecular function: DNA-binding transcription factor activity, RNA polymerase II-specific. Gene Ontology annotation, cellular component: nucleus. Lineage: Eukaryota; Metazoa; Chordata; Actinopteri; Labriformes; Labridae. Gene Ontology annotation, biological process: regulation of transcription by RNA polymerase II. The record is from RefSeq and is a predicted model, not a curated record.